Molecule: messenger RNA, 3321 nt
Organism: Echinops telfairi (small Madagascar hedgehog)
Lineage: Eukaryota; Metazoa; Chordata; Mammalia; Afrosoricida; Tenrecidae
Gene: OASL
Product: 2'-5'-oligoadenylate synthetase like
Exons: 6
Coding region: 60-1607 (515 amino acids)
Biological process (GO): regulation of ribonuclease activity; negative regulation of viral genome replication; defense response to virus
Cellular component (GO): cytosol; nucleoplasm; membrane
Molecular function (GO): protein binding; double-stranded RNA binding; nucleotidyltransferase activity
Source: RefSeq, a predicted model, not a curated record
GUGUUUUCCAGGACAGGUGUGUGGCUGUCUCUGCCCAGCCGUGGUACUCUGGAGCCAGGAUGGCGCUGGCUCCGGAGCUGUUUGACACCCCUGCCUCCAGGCUGGAUUCCUUUGUGGCUCAGUACCUGCUGCCCAGCCGGGAGUGGAAAGCGAAGAUGAAGAAGGUCGUGCGAACUGUGGAGCGGUUCCUGAGGGAGGAAGACUUCCAGGCCGAGCACCGCCUGGGCCAGGAGGUGCGGGUGCUGAAGGUUGUCGAGGCGGACUCCUCUGGAAAUGGCACGGCGCUCAGGAAUGCUGCGGAGGUGGAGUUGGUGGUGUUCCUGAGCUGUUUCCAAAGCUUCCGGGAGGAGACCAAGUUCCACCAGGCCGUUCUGAGCCUGAUACAGAAAAAACUGUGGCGUUGCCGGGACCUGCUGGCCCUCGGACUCCAGGAGGUCUACGUGGCCCGGGGAGUCCCCGAUGUUCUUGUCGUCACCAUCCAAACCAGUGAGAUCUUGGAGCUCGUCACCGUCACCAUUGUGCCCGCCUACAGGGCCCUGGGGCCUUUGGUUCCCAAUGUUCAGCCGCCACCUGAGGUCUAUGAGAGUCUGAUUAAGGCCCACGGUUACCCAGGAAUAUUCUCUCCGUCCUUCAGCGAGCUGCAGAGGGACUUUGUGAAGCAUCGGCCGACAAAGCUAAAAAACCUCCUGAGGCUGGUAAAGCACUGGUACCUGCAGUACGUGCAAGCCAAGUGCCCCAGGGCCAACCUGCCCCCUAUCUAUGCCCUUGAGCUACUGACCAUCUAUGCCUGGGAAAUGGGUACUGAAGAGAGUGAGAACUUCAGGCUGGAUGAAGGCCUUACCACUGUGAUGGAACUGCUGCAGGAUCAUGAGUGUAUCUGCAUCUACUGGACCAAGUACUACACGUUGCAGUCCCCAGUCAUUGACACCUUUGUCAGAAAACAGCUCAAGAAAAAGAGGCCCAUCAUCCUGGAUCCGGUUGACCCCACCCAUAAUGUGGCGGAAGGGUACAGAUGGGACAUAGUUGAGCAGAGGGCUUGCCAGUGCCUGAAACAAGACUGUUGCUAUGACAACCAGGAGGCGCCGGUUCCCAGGUGGAAUGUGAAGAGUGCACGAGACAUCCAGGUGACAGUGGAGCAAGGCGGUUACUCAGACUUGAUCCUCUGGGUCGACCCUUACGAGGCCAUCAAGAAGAUCAAGGAGAAAGUCCGGCGGAGCCGGGGCUACUCAGGCCUGCAGCGGCUGUCCUUUCAGGAGCCCGGCGGCGAACGGCAGCUCCUCAGUAGCCACUGCUCCCUGGCCUACUACGGGGUCUUCUCCAGCAUCCGCAUCUGUCUGCUGGAGACUUUCUCCCCGGAGAUCCAGGUGUUUGUGAGGCAUCCAGACCAGGGGACCCAUGCCUAUGCCAUGGACCCCAACAACCUCGUGCUGACCCUGAAAGGGCAGCUUGAAGACGCACUGGGGCUGCCCAGGAAGCUGCAGCAGCUCGAGUACCAAGGUCAAGUCCUGCAGGAUUGGGUGGUUUUGGGGAGCUAUAACAUCCAAGACAGUGACACCCUCAUCCUGUCCCAGAAAACAGCCGGAGAGGCUUCCUGUCCACCCAGCUAGUUUCCUCUGGGGAAUUUCGCUAUGCAUCUUAUCCAAAACUCAUCAGACACCCUCCCAGGUCUCUCUGCAAAGAAGCCUCAGACCUUACCCAGCUUGUAAACAGUUAGCCUAGCCCUGCCGAUUGGUGAGUGGGGACGGUGGUGAGAGAUCAAAGAUCCCGAGGGAUCGCUGCCAGAUCAUGCCCAGUGAAACCCAGGAGAGCCAAACUCAGCCAGACCUCUUGGUUCUCCCAGUCCUGUAAGGUCUCUGCCAUUGACAGGGGGCGGUCUGACCACUUUUCUGCCACUCAUUUGAGUAGGAAAGACCCGAGUGUUCCUUCUCUGAUCGUUUUCUGUCUCACACAGUUUCUGGCACUGGCCAGUUUUACGAUGAGACUACAGCACUGUGACCCAAAGCCUCCACAGCCACCAGUUCACAAAAUCAAACCCUAAUCUCCCUAACGACCUCUCCCAAAUGUUCAGGGUUUGGUUAAUAACUGUGACUCUUUACACUGGAUUCAAAAACCCGAUCUUUCACCUGGGGGGCAGCUGGUGGCAGUUAGGGGACCCACAUACAACCACAACGCCAUCCCUAAAUCUUUCCCCACUUCCAACUUCUGACAAACCAGAGAGGCCAAAUAUGCUCCCCUAGGCAGUCACAUAUGAUGCUCUGCUUCUAGGGAUCCUUCCCCCAGCAACUUCCCCGUGCCAGCAGCCUCUGAUCCACCCACAGUGGAUCCCUUUUCCACCGUAAAGUUUGGUCAUGUCCCCGCCUCCUUUUCUUCUCAUCCAAGUGCAAAGGAUGCUUCCCUGGCUGCAGGGAGCUGGGAAUACACAGCCUUCCCUUGUUCUCCUGGGAGUGGUCUCCAUUCGUUCCCCAGGUGCUAACACUGCCCUAGUGGCUAGUGUUUCAUUAUUUGAGUGUCUCAGCUUCGGGCAGGGAGGGCUUUGUAGGGAAAUGGAGUCGGAGAGAGACAAAGUCUUGGAGUGUGAGGAUGACAGAGGGUCAACUCCCUUCCACUCCUGAGACAUAAGUACAUCACACGACUCCUGAGACACAUAGCGCAGACCCCCAAGGGUGAACAAGACCCAAAUGGACCAUUGACUAAAGAUGACAUCCAGGAAGUCCAUAAUCGUGUGAAGACAUGCCAUCGAUCAUUAGCGAUAAGAGAAACACGAAUUAAAACAACGAUGAGAUACCACCUCACACAGACACUCUUACACAAACUCAAAAAAAGAGAAAGAAAAUGCCAACUACUAAAGCAGACGCGGAGAGACUGGCUCAUACAACGAGCUGAUGGGAUUGCAGAAUUGCACGGCCAGUGUGGAAACAGCCUCUGGGGCUUCCUAGUUGAUCUCUUAAACAAAUGCAAAUAAAAAUACCAUAUGAUCCUGCCAUCUCUCUACUCGGUACACACCCUAAAGAAAGAAACACAAGUAGAUAAUAGGCACACCUGUGUUUAUCACAGCAAUGUCUAUAAUAGCAAAAAGAUGGAAAUAACCGAAAACCCUGCCCGCGGAGGAAAGGACACAAGAGAUCUGGUACCUACACACAAUGGAAGCUGAUGCAGCCCUGAAAAAUAGCGGUGAGGCCGUCAAACACCUCGGGAUACGGACAAAAUUGGACGUCAUGAUGCUCAGCAAAAUGAGUCAAUCUCAUCAAGGCAAAUAUCUCAUGACAUCAUUCUUAAAAAGGGGGAAAGUGUUUUCACGCCAAAGGAAAAGAAUCUGAAGAG